AUGAGUGGUUACGAUCAACAACGGAACGGUCAUCUUGAAGACUUCGAUUCUGCGCAAGGAGAUGUCGAAGCAAGCCUCGGAGCAACAAUCUCGGGGUCCACUCGAAUCCGAUCUGGAUUUCUCACAGUAUUGAACGACAAUACAACUGUUUAUGACGAAAGCAUCCGUCGUGGAGUCCUGAACGCGCAAACCCAACCUAACGACGAAACGGAGAAGAGUCCUGGGGCUUUCAUGGACGCUGUUUUUGACGGCGGCGGUCACUCUGUGACUACGGGCAGAAUGGAUUACAUGAUGGAUCGAGGCCACAACAGCAUUCCACCCACACAGGAUAUUGGCCAAUUCUACGACGACACCUACACAUACGAUGGAUCGACCAUUACAUCAGCCAAUGACAUCACUCACAAGAAAAAUACACACGAGCAACAUGUGGUAGACUUCAACCCUCAAGCAGCAGCUGCUGCCGCGGCAGCCUCCAGGUAUCCUUAUCACGCACAACCUGCUCAGCAAGAAAAACUCAGAAUGGCGCAUGCCAAAGAAACUGAGUUUACAAGUGUGUCGUCCAAAACUGCUUCUUCCAGCCGAAGCAACAAAUCGGAGCAAUCUCAAGUGGCCAAAAUCUGUUUUGGCUUGGGGAAGUUGGGGCUUGUCUUGACUCUCUUGGCGAUAUUGGCCGUCGCCAUUGCUGUCAUUCUCUUUCUGGUAUUGGGAAACGACCAGAGCGUUCCUCCACCUCCUUCGUCCGCGUGCUGUCACGGGCAAUUCGAAGCGGGCUGGAGUGGCCGAGAAAUCUGCAACCCUCAAGGAGGGUGCUGUGUUGUGUGUUCCAGCUCCAUCAUCGCCAGCGACUCCAGCGCUAACAUUGGGGACAGUACUAGUACCACAGCACCACAGAUUGAUACUCCAACAAGAAGCCCCACAGCAUCUCCGGAAGAAAAUCCAAACACCAGAGCACCCGGCAGCGAUUCGCAGAGGAAGACCCCUGCGCCGAGUGAACCAUCGACCGUUGCCCCGGAAAAGACGCCACUACCUACAGCAAGCACACCAGAACCUACCGUGUCGCCCACAGAUGCCCCUUCUCCGUUCCCUUCGUCAUCUCCUUCCAGACGAACCCGUCCACCGGCAUUUCCACCAACAUCGCCACCAACAGCAGCCCCCACGUACAUCAGGAUAGUGGCAGCCACGAUUCCACCACAUCCCAAACAACCUUGCUGUUCCAAUGGGCGCAGAGCGGGUGACUACAUUGGUCUGGUCCGGUGUGCUAAUAAUGACCCCACAGCAUGUUGUGAAGUUUGUUAUUUGAAUUGA
Seminavis robusta is the source of this 1305-nucleotide messenger RNA. Lineage: Eukaryota; Bacillariophyta; Bacillariophyceae; Naviculales; Naviculaceae. The record is from the annotation of a GenBank genome assembly.